AUGGCAUCUCGACGUGAGCAGGAGGCAGCAGCGGCUGUCCUCGCACAAGCAGAGUCGUUAUUAGUACAAUCCCUCGCAGACAACGCGCUCUCGCUGCUCGUGAAGCUCGAGCGGGCGACACCUGGCGCCAAGGGAUUGGCUGAGCUGCUCGCAGUGGCUCAGGUUCUCGCGGCUGUCGGCCACACGCCCGAGUGUCCAAGGUGUCGCCGUCCCAUUGGUCCUCUUCCCAAGGACUACGUGGAUUGGUUCGGCGUGCUCCAGGUGGAUGCGCGGACGGACGAAGGCGGAAUCAAGAAGCGGUACCGACAGCUAGCGCUCCUGCUGCAUCCGGAUAAAAACAAGUCACAGAAGGCCGAAGCAGCGUUCCGUUACGUCAAGGAGGCGCACACAAUACUGACAGACAGCAACAAGCGAGCCGUGUUUGAUUCCCUACGCACCCGCCUCCCUCCCUGCCCCUGCUCUGCACCCGCGGGAGGUAGAACCAUGGGGGUGCAGAGGGGUGCAGGGGGGUUCAGAGCGUCUCAGGGGGCGAGUUGGGCGGGCAACGAGGCGGGGCGGCUGCAGGAGCUGCGGGAGCAAGCCAAGGCGCGCGUGGUGUCGUUGGAGAGAGAGUGGGAGGAGAAGAAGGAGCAGUGGCUUCGCGACUUUGAACAGGCUAAGGUGCAGCAGCAGGCGCAGCAGCAGGAGCAACAGGAGCAGGCGGAGGAGCAGGAGCGGGAGGAUCAGGAGGAGCGUCAGCAAGCGCAGCAGCAAGAGCAGGGGGCGCAGCAGGAGCAAGAGCAGCAGGCGGAAAGGGGGGUGGAUGGGGAGAGAGAGCAAGAGGGGGAGGAAGGGACGAAUGCAGCGAAGGGAAAGCGUGUGGAUGAAGAGAGUGAGGAGGGUGUGAGUGAGGGGAGUGCAAGUGAGAGGGGUAUGAGUGGGGAGGGUGCGAAUGAAGGAGGUGUGAGUAAUGCUGCAGCUGCCCCAGCCUUGCAGCGUGCCACAUGUGGGGAGCCAUCCCGUGGCCAGACAGGGUCCUCUGAGGAGAAUCCGGAACCUGUAGGUGACUCGAUAUGGGAACAGCUGGCAGAUCUCGUGGAUGAUGCUGACGUGGAAGGUGCUGACGUGGAAAGCGAGGGCAAAGACAGGAGGGUUGGCAGCAGUUGGAGUGGCAGCAGUGGAGAACAGGAGGACAGGACGGAGCAAGCAGAGGAACGGAACGAGGGGAGGGAGAAACGGGCAGAGAAACGGGCAGAGGAGCGGGCAGAGGAGCAGGGCAACGAAGCAGUGGAGGUCAACCUCUCCUCUCCAGACGUGCAUGGCCAUGAAACGCAUGGAAAACGGGUGGUAAGGAAGGGUGACUGGGAGGGAGUACCCGUGCAUGCCGAUGCUGGGUCCACCAAAGGGGACCUGCCCACUUCCUUCCGCGCCACCACAACAGGCAGAGCUGCUGCUGACGCGAUGGCAGCCGCUGCUGCUGCCACGGAAGCUGCCCGAAAGGUUCUCGAGCGGUCCCGGUCAGUUAUGAGGAAGGGAUCCGUGCGGCCUGAGGGAGACCGUGGCCGAGCGGAGGGAGCAGGCGAGACGGGCGGCACAGGUGAGGCGGGUGGCACAGGUGAGGCGGGUGGCACAGGUGAGGCGGGUGGCACAGGUGAGGCGGGUGGCACAGGUGAGGCGGGUGGCACAGGUGAGGUGGGCGGCACAGGUGAGGUGGGCGGCACAGGUGAGGUGGGCGGCACAGGUGAGGUGGGCGGCACAGGUGAGGUGGGCGGCACAGGUGCGGCGGGUGGCGCAGGAGAAGCGGGCGGUGCAGGCGAGAAGGCUAGUGACGGUGAGAUGCAGCAACAGCAGCAGCAGCAGCAGCAGCAGUGUGCGUGGGCCGUGAAGCAGACACAGUGGAUGGCGGUGAGCCACGAGAAGCUGAAUCGCAAGGAGGGCAAGGAGAGCAGUGGGGACGUGUUGGAAACUCUGCACAGGCUGAGGCGCGACACACAGGCUGUUGCCGCCUCACUGGAUAACCUCAGGCGCAGACUCUCUGCCCGCCCUGCUGCCGUCUUCCCUGCCUCUGUAACAGGGUCUGUGCCGGGAGUAACUGGGUCGCCGCCAGUGCAAGUUCCUGCGUCCUAG
Messenger RNA from Closterium sp. Naga37s-1, 2106 nucleotides. The record is from the annotation of a GenBank genome assembly. NCBI's taxonomy places the organism in Eukaryota, Viridiplantae, Streptophyta, Zygnematophyceae, Desmidiales, Closteriaceae.